This is a messenger RNA of Sitodiplosis mosellana (orange wheat blossom midge), 2270 nucleotides long. Its product is annotated as HEAT repeat-containing protein 3. The record is from RefSeq and is a predicted model, not a curated record. Gene Ontology annotation, biological process: protein import into nucleus; ribosomal large subunit biogenesis. Lineage: Eukaryota; Metazoa; Arthropoda; Insecta; Diptera; Cecidomyiidae. The transcript has 4 exons. The coding region runs from base 170 to 2134 and encodes 654 amino acids.
AUAUCGUAUCAUUAUUGCAUUUGACAGUCAAAACAACGUGGAUUUUCAAUCUAACCAUGCUCUGGACUGAGCCAAUAUAGUUCUAUUUUUUCUGUAAUUAGAGUGCAAAUCUAACAAGAUUCUUAGAGUCAUUCAAUUUAUUUAGGGAUAAAAGAUAUUUUCGGACAAAAUGGGGAAAACACGAAAACCAAGAUAUCGAGCAAAAAAAUCAAAUCCGGUUGGUAUACCUAGUUUGCGCGAUAUAAGUUUAAACGAGGAACUAAACGGCGAUGAACAUCCAGAAGGAGCAUUGGCUGCGAUUCGUGAUCAGCUGCAGUCGGGCAGCACAGAAGAAAAAAUGUGUGGUUUGCAAGCCAUGGCUUUCCUGUCUCUAAAUCAGAAAAAAGCACAGGCCAUGUGCGAAGGAGAUAUCAUUCGUAUAGCAAUUCCACUUUUGGUUGAUCCAAAUAAAAAUAUCCGCAAUGCGGUAACAGGGGCUCUUCGUAAUGUUUCUCUCUGUGACGUUGAUAUAUGCGAACUAUUGGUUGAACAAGAUAUUUUGACUCCAUUGUUAACACUCAUUAACGAAUAUACAAGUGCAGCUGAUUGGGUACCAGUUAUUGACAGAUCGGUUGCGCAUAUAGAUCAGCUUGAUAUUGCGGGUGACACAUUUUUGCAAGCCGUUAAUUUGGUGUGGAAUCUUUGCGAGAGUACAUCCGUUGCACUACAACAUUUUAAUCAAACCAAUAUUUUGGAAAGUUUUGUUAGAUUCCUAAAUUAUACUGUAUUUGGUAUUGACAUUUCUGUUGCGGUAGCCCAGUGUUUAUUGGUGAUUUCAGAAGAUAAUCCUGUUGCCUGGCGUGUUUUGAACAAUUUCGCCCAAGAUAUAGCUUUUUUGAUAACAAAUAUUGAGCGUACCGAACAAAAUGUUGUGCUACGUACGGUUGCCGCAGCUAUUUUAUCAAAUGUUCCGAGUCUAUCGACGACAUACAUAAAUCAGAUUUUUGAUAUACUAAAUCAAGCUCUUGAUAUAAAUCACAGAACGCUGUUGGGAAAAUUGACUAGCUCGAUUCCAUUGGAUCGGGAAAAAGAAGAAAAUUCUGUUGGUAUCGAAGUAGCAUCUGCAGAACGAAUGGAAGAAGAAACUGAAGAGCAGGCAACAAGAAGACGUCGUAAACAAGAUUUACCAACUGAACACGACAUUGAAAUUAAACAUGUUGCAUGGAUCCUUGAAGCUCAGCGUAUUGCAGCAGAAACUAUUACAAAUAUUUGCUCUUCCGAUGAUAAUGAUGGCAAUGCCUUAGACGAUGAUGAUUUAUCUGAUGCAGAAAGUGUUCAUGAUUACGACAAGGAUUCUUCAAACUCAAGUGGAUUGCAAGGUGACAAAUUGCCAAUUGAGAUCUUGGAACCAAUAAAAUCACUGGGAUUAGUUGAAAAAUUAUGGCAACUUGCGCAACCAAUUGCGGAAAAUGUUAACGAAUUACUCAAAGAAGCCGAAAACGGUUUAUUCAAAAAGGUCAAAACAUUACGCAUUUCAUCUUUACUAUGUCUGCAAAAUCUGUGUAAUGUGAUGUCUAUUGAGGAUUUGGGAGGUGCAUCGGCUGUUUAUAAUGUAUGGAUUGACUUAGGUCAACAAGUUUUCCAAAAUAGCCACGAUAUUGCAUUGGUCGAAGCAUCAACUGCCCUGAUGCGUGCUACGCUAGACCACUUGCGCACAAGUACAGAUCUGUUCAAACAAAUGACACAGAAUGAUUUAGAAAUGAUGCUCAAAGGUGCUGAAGUGUGUACUGAGCCUGAAAUUCGUGCUAAUUGGCUACGUAUGCUGGGUGUAUUAGGAUGCUUAUUGCCAGAAAAUUCAGUUAAAAUCAUUAUUGAAUGUUUGCUUCAGCAAUGUUUCAAAGAAACCGAUGUAUGGACACUGUCCGAGGCACUCGAUGCUUUAAUGGAUCUUUUUUCUGACAAUGAUUGGAACCAAAUCUCAUACGAGUUGAAUUUGGCACAGAAAACAAGAGAAUUAGAAAAAAUCUUGAAACAUAAAUUGCGCCAACAGAAACGUGAGCUUUCUGAACGAUAUCCAGCUGUUUGUACCGUUCGAACUAAUUUAACGCGUUUCGUGAAGUAUGUGGAAGCCGAACAGCGUAAAUACAAACCUUGAAAUUCUUGAAAUCGAUGUUGUUGUAUCAAAGGAGAUAAGUCAUUAAUACUUGUACACAUUUUCACACGACAUUUCGUGUAUUAUAUUCUAAUAUAAAAAAUUAUAUUUUGUUACGAAUAAAGAACAUCAAACAUUA